Saccharomyces cerevisiae S288C is the source of this 1671-nucleotide messenger RNA. It is a transcript of the gene WSC3, whose product is annotated as Wsc3p. Bases 1 to 1671 code for a protein of 556 amino acids. Gene Ontology annotation, cellular component: cell periphery; membrane. The transcript has a single exon. NCBI's taxonomy places the organism in Eukaryota, Fungi, Ascomycota, Saccharomycetes, Saccharomycetales, Saccharomycetaceae. The record is from RefSeq and is marked reviewed.
AUGGAAAGAGUAUGGUUUGCAAAAUUAACAAAUAAAGGAACUAUUAAAAUCGGGUAUAUCUCAUUUAUACUUCUAAGUUUGCUAUGUCAAUCUCUGAUUGGGCUGGUUAAUGCUGAUUUUAAUUAUGAAGGCUGUUACAGUGCCGCGGAUAUCCAGUCUGCUGGACUGUCUCUGAAAAACUCAUACAUAUAUCAAUCAGUGUCAUACUGUCAAAACCAGUGCCCUGAGUCAGCAGUAGUAGCAUUAUUUAACGGGUCAGAUUGUUACUGCGGUAAUUCGGUAAGUUUUCUGACUUCUUUGACGAAAUCAACAGAUUCAAACUGUGGAACUAAAUGCUCUGGCUGGCCUUACCAAAUGUGUGGAGGGUCAUCGUACAUGAACGUGUAUGUAAAUGCUGAAACUUUUGUUUCAUCGGUUGAAUCUUCCUCUUCCAAAGAAGGGUCUAGCACUUCCUAUAUGCCCUCAACAACUUCUUCAUUGUCCUCCGCCCAAAUUUCUUCAACUACUAGGAGAACGUCAACAGAUAUGAAAAGUUCUGAAAUGAUAGCCACGACAGUUUCUACCACUUCAACAACCUCUUCCUCGACUUCCUCUACUACCUCUUCUACCACCUCUUCUACCACCUCUUCUACCACCUCUUCUACUACCUCUUCCUCGACUUCCUCUACUACCUCUUCUACCACCUCUUCUACCACCUCUUCUACCACCUCUUCUACCACCUCUUCUACUACCUCUUCUACUACCUCCUCUACUACCUCCUCUACUACCUCUAUCUUUUCUGUUACGUCUAGCUCCUCAUCCAUUACAUUGUCCUCAUCUGAGCAUACCACAGUCGAUAGCCGUACUUCUUCACCCUCUUCCACCUUGGUGCCAGUGUCCUCGAGUAGCAGCACACUAUCAACUCCAAAAGUGACCUCAAUGACCCCUAGUACGUCAUCAACGAUACCAAUAGUUACCUCAGUGGAACUAGUGACUAGUGUGGUUACAAAAGCGAUCGUGAGUACUUCUGAUCAACAUCAGGAAACAAUAUUUGUUACGAGGACAUCCGUGGUUGAACGAUCUUCUGAGGUAGCUACUGCUACUGCUGCCGCCUCAAAUAAUAGAUCUAAUUCGACUUCGAAGCAGCGUCUGAGUGGUGGAGCCAUUGCCGGUAUUGUUAUUGGUGUUGUGUUUGGCGUAAUUUUUAUUAUUUUGAUUCUAUUGUUCCUGAUAUGGAGGAGACGGAAAUCGCACGACCAAUUAGACUUGGAGGAAACGAAACAUUAUCAGCCCUAUUCGUUCGGUGAUGAGGAUGCAAAUCCAAUAGGACCGCCUCCCUCCUCUGGUACGACAAAUUGGAUGAGACAUUCAAGGGGUAAUACAGCGGGUUCUAUCGGUACAAGUAAUAUGUAUGGUUUUUCUAUGAGUAAUGGUGCAAAUUAUAGUAGUCCUAGUUCAAACACCAGUGGAAGCAUCAUAAACAACUUGGCUGGCUUACAAGAUGCUACGGUUCAGAAACAGAACCUUCCAUCGACAGUUUUUGAAGAGGCAAAUACUUUGAAUAGUGCAAAUGAAAGGUUCAGUGCCAAUUCUUUACCCGACAUGAUGAUGAGCGGACCAUUGCAAGUGGUAAACCCUGAUAAUCCUGAUAAUCCUGAAUUAUCUAGUACCGUAUCUCAUAAUCGAGCCUGA